Molecule: messenger RNA, 2230 nt
Organism: Calypte anna (Anna's hummingbird)
Lineage: Eukaryota; Metazoa; Chordata; Aves; Apodiformes; Trochilidae
Gene: KLF7
Product: Kruppel like factor 7
Exons: 4
Coding region: 1-969 (322 amino acids)
Biological process (GO): regulation of transcription by RNA polymerase II
Molecular function (GO): RNA polymerase II cis-regulatory region sequence-specific DNA binding; DNA-binding transcription factor activity, RNA polymerase II-specific
Source: RefSeq, a predicted model, not a curated record
AUGAUCAAAAACAACCCCCCCACCCGAGCAAACAAACACACACAAAAGCAGAAAGAAAGGGUCUUGCUCAGCAGCAGCAUGGAUGUCUUGGCUAGUUAUAGUAUAUUCCAGGAACUCCAGCUUGUCCACGACACCGGCUACUUCUCAGCUUUGCCAUCCUUGGAGGAAAACUGGCAGCAGACAUGCCUGGAGCUGGAGCGGUACCUUCAGACUGAACCCCGGAAGAUCUCCGAGACCUUUGGGGAGGAUUUGGACUGCUUCCUCCAUGCCUCCUCAGCCCCGGAUCCAGAGGACAGUAUCCGGCGGCUGGACCCCAUCCUGUUACCUGUGGAGACGAGUGGCUGUGACAAGAGCUCCAGCGUGGACAUCAUCCUCUCACGGGACAAGCUGCUGUCUGAGACCUGCCUCAGCCUGCAGCCCACCAGCUCUUCCACGGAAGGCCCCACAGCCGUCAACCAGGCCCAGCUCAAUGCAGUGACCUCACUAACACCCCCCUCCUCCCCAGAGCUCAGCCGCCACCUGGUGAAAACCUCACAGACUCUCUCGGCAGUGGAUGGCACGGUCACCUUGAAACUGGUGGCCAAGAAGGCUUCGCUCAGCUCCCUGAAAGUCGGAGUGGCCACAGCGACAGCGGGGACGGUAAAAAGCGGUCAGAGUGACAGUGAGCAAGGAGGCCCAGGGGCAGAGGCAUCCCCAGAGAACAAGAAGAGGGUUCACCGCUGUCAGUUCAAUGGGUGCCGGAAGGUUUAUACAAAGAGCUCCCACUUAAAGGCUCACCAGAGGACUCAUACAGGUGAGAAGCCUUACAAGUGCUCCUGGGAAGGGUGCGAGUGGCGUUUUGCACGCAGCGACGAGCUCACCAGGCAUUACAGAAAGCACACGGGUGCAAAGCCCUUUAAAUGCAACCAUUGUGACAGGUGUUUUUCCAGGUCUGAUCACCUCGCCCUCCACAUGAAGAGACAUAUCUAAAGCAUCAGACAGCCCAGCCCGGACCUCACCUGAGCAAAGCCUCCUGAGAUGGCAGUGGCACUCCUGUGACCAGGCUGCCUUCCUUGCAGGAGAAGAGAACUUGACCCCGUGUGCUCCUCUGUACAGAGACCAGGUGCUCACGCUGCCACACAUCCCAUCAAACUCCAGUACCUACACCAGUUCUGUUUGCCUUGCCCCAGCUGGAUGGGAGGAGGUCGUGUGGAGACGAAGGCAAGGAGAAGGAACAGUUGCGUGCAGUCCUUCGUCCCUCUUGGAUUUGUUUCCUGCUUUUGCCAAUGGAAAUCAGAGGAAAGGGAGAGGAGGCUUCCUGGCAGGAGAAUAGCAGGAGGAGGGGCUUUAUUUAACUUGCUUCUCAGUGCAACUCAGUAGGAGGAUAUGUCGUCUUGAAGUUGCAUAUUUGUAGCACUAACUUUCUUUUUAAAUAGCUGGGGGGAAAACAAUGACCUAGGAAAACCAAAUCUCAGUUUGGUAGCCAAAAUUAACCUCUUGGUUCAUUUGUUCUUUGUCUGAGAAUUCCUAACGUUCAGUGUGUCAGACUUCUCACAGACACUUUGACCUGUCUUGCUUUUGGUUCUUCUUCCUAGAACUGAGCUAUUGAGAUCCUUUUAAGUCAAUACCAGUGGCCUUAAUGGCAGUAGACUGUGGAGUGACACUUGUGACACAAACACCCUCUUUUUUGGCCUGAGUUUAUGUAGACUUCAAGGAGGACUGUAUUUUUGUUGGUUGUUUUAAUUUUAUUUUUUGUUUUGGCUAUUGCACAACAUAUGCACUAGGGACUCUGGAAGCUGCUGCCAUGCUGGCUAAGUGGCCAAGGGAUAAACCCCUGAGAAACAGCACCUAAUAUCUCUGUAGGCCUCACCUUAUUGCCAUAGCUAGGACUUCUUGUUUAUUUGUUGAACAACAACAAAAAAACACCUUUAAAAGCUUAUUUGGAAGCUGAAAAUUUUUUUUUCCUCUUUUCUCCACGAACAAGUGAUCUUCAGAACUCCUUGUCUUCACCUGGAUAUCAGUCUGGGACUGGCCACACAGGCAUGACUACAGGAUUCCUUCCACAUCAUGUGAGCAUGUCAGCCACAACCCACAGUGACUUAGCAAUGAAUUAUGUUGCUUUUCCCUGCUGUUCUUCUAUUAACCAAUGUAAAGCAUUAGACUUUUGUUUGUGUAAAGAGCACCUGCACACGUUUUAAUUUAAAGCUAAUGUUUUUGGAGGAUCUUAAACACACACACACACACACACACA